AGCAGCAUCAGCUCAGGACCUUCAGUUCGGUUCCACAUCGCAAUAUCCAAAAGCACGUAAAAAUGGAUUCUUGGCUCACAAUAAUGCUGAUGUGUGGACUUCUUAUAGCAUCUCUUCAAGGAACCGAUGGAUUCAGACUUCGACGUUCUAAACAAGACAAGAACCAAAUGCUGGAAACAAAUAUCAAGCAACUACAAAAUCAUUACAACACACUUGGUGCAGAAUGGGUCAGGAUAAAAGUUUUUGAUCUGGACCGGGUGAAUGUUUUGAAGUCAAGUUCAUGCACCUGUCAGUCGCUGAUGCUCGAAGGAAUGUUGAACGUCUAUGAAAAAAUCUUCACGGAUAUGCUCAAGAAGUUGGAGAAGAAAGAACUGAAAGCCAGCGUCAAUGAUAUCAUGAAAGAGGUUAAAAAUGUGAGAGAUAAAUACAGUGUGGAACAAAAGCUUUGGAAAGACCUUCAAGACCUUCACCAUGUCAAGGAGAAAAACAGCACAAUCCAAGGAGUGGCGUUGAAUGAGUUUCUCAUGGUGAUUAAUGAAGCCUACACAGAGAAAGAAGAUUCGCGAUCCAAUCAAAGUACUGUCUGACCUUGUACUGUAGCAUACUAGUGCCUUGCUAUUGUAUUAUUUAUUUAUAAGUUAUAUGGAAAGAAUUAUUUAUUUUUGUUUUAUCGUGCAAUCUACUACAACACAACACAAUACAACUAUAACUUAAAAACUAACUUAUUUUCACACAGUCACAAAUGUGUUUACAUCAUUUACAGUGUA
Messenger RNA from Paramisgurnus dabryanus, 767 nucleotides. RefSeq names its product interferon gamma-related-like. Gene Ontology annotation, biological process: immune response. Gene Ontology annotation, cellular component: extracellular region. Gene Ontology annotation, molecular function: type II interferon receptor binding. Lineage: Eukaryota; Metazoa; Chordata; Actinopteri; Cypriniformes; Cobitidae. The record is from RefSeq and is a predicted model, not a curated record.